AUGAAGAGGAGUGCUGUCACAGCAAACUUUGGAACAUGGAGAGGAAUUGAGAGGAAUGGAGAGGACUGCUGUAACAGCAAACUUCGGAACCUGGAGAGGAAUGGAGAGGACGGCUGUGACAGCAAACUUCGGAAUAUAGAGAGUAAUGGAGAGGAAUCCUGUCACAGCAAACUUCGAAACAAGGAGAGGAAUGGAGAGCAAACUUCAGAACAUGGAGAGGAAUGCUGUCGCUGCAAACUUCGGAAUAUAGAGAGUAAUGGAGAGGAAUCCUGUCACAGCAAACUUCAGAACAUGGAGAGGAAUGUUGAGGAAUGCUGUCACAGCAAACUACGGAAUAUAGAGAGGAAUGUAGAGGAAUUUUGUCCCUGCAAAAGUCGGAAUAUAGAGAGGAUUGGAGAGAAUUGCUGUCACAGCAAACUACGGAACAUAGAGAGGAAUGAAGAGGAGUGCUGUCACAGCAAACUACGGAACAUAGAGAGGAAUGGAGAUGGAGAGGAAUGUUUUCACAGCAAACUUCGGAAUAUAGAGAGUAAUGGAGAGGAAUGGAGAGCAAACUUCGGAAUUAAGAGAGGAAUGGAGAGGACUGCUGAAACGGCAAACUUUGGAAUAUGGAGAGUAAUGGAGAGGAAUGGAGAUGAAAGCUGUCACAGCAAAAGAACAUGGAGAGGAAUGGAGAACAUAGAGAGGAAUGGGUUCGGAACAUAG
This is a messenger RNA of Mizuhopecten yessoensis (Yesso scallop), 705 nucleotides long. RefSeq names its product ring-infected erythrocyte surface antigen-like. The record is from RefSeq and is a predicted model, not a curated record. NCBI's taxonomy places the organism in Eukaryota, Metazoa, Mollusca, Bivalvia, Pectinida, Pectinidae. The transcript has 3 exons. The coding region runs from base 1 to 705 and encodes 234 amino acids.